AUGACCACCGUGUCUUCAUCCCCGACUCCACUAUCUCUCCAUCCUUCCACCUCUCCUCUUCUCAUCCCAUCUCCCUUUCCGACCCCUCGAUCUCUUCCCCUCUCUAUCGCACAGCCCGGAUCUUCACCUCCCCCUCCACCUACACUUUCAGGAUCAUCCCAUCCCGGCCAUCACCUCCUCCGCCUCCACUUCCACCCCUUCUCCACCCCCUCCUUCAACCUCUCCUCCGCCCUCUUUCACGUCUCCACCUCCAACCUCGUCCUUCUCUCUAACUUCAACCCUGCCGACCUCCCCGGCCCCAUCUUGAGGGAGUUCAUCAUUCGAUCCCCCUCCGACGAGCUCAUCCUCUCCUUUACUCCCGCCAGUCAAUCCACCUUCGCCUUCGUCAACGCCAUCGAGGUCUUCUCCGCCCCGGCCGAUCUCGUCCCUGACAUCGCCCGCUUGGUAAGCCCCGAUCACGUCCAAUUCUAUGAUCUUGUUUCCAGUCAAGCUUUGGAGACCCUUUAUAGGAUCAACGUUGGGGGCCUAAAGGUCACACCUUUCAAUGAUACAUUGUGGAGAACUUGGAUUCCUGAUUCCAAGUUCUUGACUUCUGAUUCUCGAACAAAAGUCGUGACCUUUAGUGGUAGGAUAAAUUAUAGAGAACAUAGGGCAAGUCGUGAAGUUGUUCCUGAUAAUGUGGAUAAUACUGCAAGAGUUUUGGAGAUUAAAUUAAACAUGACAUGGGCUUUUGAUGUCAGUGCUGGUUAUCAGUAUUUCAUUCGAAUGCAUUUCUGUGACAUUGCUAGUUUGGCACUCAAUGAGCUUUACUUCAAUAUCUACAUAAAUGGCUAUUCUGCUUAUGAGUAUUUCGAUCUCUCCGAUGCUACUAGCCAGUUUCUGGCUUCGCCUUUCUAUAUGGACUUUGUCACUGAUGUAGUUAAUAGUUCUGGUGUUUUGACUGUGAGCAUUGGUGCUUCCAAUUUUAGUAGUCCCUCAUGGGUACAAGGAAUGCUUAAUGGAUUGGAGAUCAUGAAAAUGAACAACACAGUUGGCAGUUUCGAUGGUGAAUUUCCUGUUAGUGCUAUUUUGGUGAAGCCAGUGAAAGGAUUCUUUGGGGAGUUUGCUCGAUGGUUUGUGUGUGGCAUUGGUUUCAUAAGCUUGUUUUCCAUUGUCUUCAUGUUGGUGUUGAGGUUGAGAGCAGAGGCUUGGAAUGCUUUGGCUUGGUCACGUUUACCUACUGAGGUUUCAGAGGGUAAGCCUGCUAAAGGAAAUCUAAUGCUGACAACUGAGAUAUAG
This is a messenger RNA of Dioscorea cayenensis subsp. rotundata (Guinea yam), 1278 nucleotides long. RefSeq names its product probable receptor-like protein kinase At5g24010. Bases 1 to 1278 code for a protein of 425 amino acids. Lineage: Eukaryota; Viridiplantae; Streptophyta; Magnoliopsida; Dioscoreales; Dioscoreaceae. The transcript has 2 exons. Gene Ontology annotation, molecular function: protein kinase activity. The record is from RefSeq and is a predicted model, not a curated record.